AUUGCAGCGUAGAAAAACAUCUGGUAUAAUAUUAUAUAAUAAAGGUGGGAUUAUACCCUAAUGUUUGUCAAUGAUUUUGGUUGCGUGUCACGUGUAUGGUAGAUAAUCUUAAAUUCUUAAUCUAUCAUCCAUUUCUUGGUCCCGAAGCGAAAAUGGCAUUUAGAUUUCCCAUUUUAUUUUAUCAAUAAAUUUUCCAUUUUAUUUUUUCAAUAAAUUUCCCAUUUUCUACAUUAUUAUUUCCAACAAAUGGGAAAACCAACAAAAAAAGAAAGAAAAAUCAAAAUUGGCGGACGAAGAUAGUUCCAUACUUCCAUAUUACUAUUUGCGGGAGAUGUACGGUGUGGGUGGAUCGGGGACAGCGGGGUUGGCAGAGGUAUACGCGAUGAGAAAAGUUUAUAAGGAAAACAUGAAAAAGAAAAUUGAGGCCGUAGCAGCAGCAGCAGCAGCAGCAAAAGAAGAUAAAGACAAUGUGGUAGAGAAAACUAGAAUCGGGGAAAUGAAGAAACCAAAGAAAAGUCUCAACAACAGUUCGAGGGUUUCCUCUGUAAAUAUUUAACAAUCUCUGCAACUGGCAUUUAGCUUUUAACUGUUUAAUGAUGGCUUCAGUUUGUUCUUCUCUGUUUAUCAAUUUAUUUUUUUGCUUUUAAGAUUAAAUCAUCGGAUAUAUAUAAUAUAAAUAUCCUUCUGUUAGCGACUAGAGGCCAUUUCAGCUGUUUUUCUCAGUUGUAAUUUGUAAGCGAUCUUUCAAAGUUUAAUAUUUCUUUAUCUAGAAAA
Raphanus sativus (radish) is the source of this 774-nucleotide messenger RNA. RefSeq lists its product as uncharacterized. The record is from RefSeq and is a predicted model, not a curated record. The transcript has 2 exons. Lineage: Eukaryota; Viridiplantae; Streptophyta; Magnoliopsida; Brassicales; Brassicaceae. Bases 332 to 556 code for a protein of 74 amino acids.